CUCAAGCCGCGAGCACAGUUUCCCGCCUUUUCCCGGCCGGGCCGCGGCCCCCGCCUGGAUGCUCCCGCCGGAGCGCAGUGCGCGUGCGCGACUCCCCGAAGCGCGCGAAGUCGGGCCGCCGGGGCCCUGCGACACGGUGCGCAUGCGUCAGCGUGUCGGUGCGCCGGGUCAAGGGUCAGCCCACAAGAUGGCGGCGGCAGUGACCUUCUGCCGGCUGCUGGGCCGCACCGGCCCGGCGGCGCUGAGCCUGCCCCGGGGCGCCCGGUGCUUUGGGGUGCGCACGUCGCCGACCGGGGAGAAGAUUACGCACACCGGCCAGGUCUACGACGACGCGGACUACAGGAGGGUCCGGUUCGUGGGUCGCCAGAAAGAGGUGAAUGAAAACUUUGCCAUUGAUCUGAUCGCCGAGCAGCCCGUGAGCGAAGUUGGAAAUCGUGUGAUCGCGUGUGACGGCGGCGGGGGGGCUCUUGGCCACCCGAAAGUGUACAUAAACCUGGUACCGUCCCGCGCGUCCCUCGCGGCGCUGGCCCUCACCUUUCCUCCGGCCACGUGGACAAGGAGACGAAGACGGGGACGUGCGGCUACUGCGGACUGCAGUUCCGACAGCACCGGCAUUAGCGCGGGCCGUGCGCGCACAGCGCCUCUCGCUGGGGCUGAAUAAACGGUGUUGGGACCCCGGA
Messenger RNA from Neogale vison (American mink), 680 nucleotides. It is a transcript of the gene NDUFS6, whose product is annotated as NADH:ubiquinone oxidoreductase subunit S6. The coding region runs from base 59 to 661 and encodes 200 amino acids. The transcript has 4 exons. Gene Ontology annotation, biological process: mitochondrial electron transport, NADH to ubiquinone. NCBI's taxonomy places the organism in Eukaryota, Metazoa, Chordata, Mammalia, Carnivora, Mustelidae. The record is from RefSeq and is a predicted model, not a curated record.